CUUCCUUUUAUUUCGGCCAUGAUUUCUGGUCUCUUCAUCUACAGUCACAAGGGCGAAGUCCUGAUUUCCCGUGUCUACCGCGACGACAUUCGUCGAAACGUCUCGGACGUCUUCCGCGUCAACAUCAUCCACUCGCGCCACCAAGUCCGCUCGCCAGUCAACAUUAUCAACCGGACGAGCUUCUUCCACAUCAAGCACGAGAAUGUGUGGCUGGUGGUGGCGGCCAAGGAGAACGUCAACGCCAUGACCGUGUUCGCCUUCCUGCACAAGUUCAUCCAGGUCUUUGUCUCGUACUUUGGCAAGUUCAACGACGAGGCCGUCAAGAACAACUUUAUUCUCAUCUACGAGCUCCUCGACGAGGUCCUCGACUUUGGCUAUCCCCAAAUUGUCGACUCGAACGCGCUCAAGGCGUACAUUACCCAGGAAGGGUUGAAGAUUGCCCGAACCUCCACUGGCGCCGGCGCAGUCACCAGCCAGCUCACCGGCACCGUGUCAUGGCGCCGCGAGGGCAUCAAGUACCGCAAGAAUCAAAUGUUCAUCGAUGUCAUCGAGUCGGUCAAUCUGCUCAUGUCCACCGACGGCAAGCCAUUGUCUGCGCACGUCUCUGGCUCCAUCAUGAUCAAGUGCUAUCUGUCCGGCAUGCCCGAGUGCAAGUUUGGUCUUAACGAUAAGAUUUUGCUUGAAAAGGAUGGCCGAAGCCAGACACGCGCACGGAAGGGCGGCGCUGGAAUUGCCAUCGACGACUGCACAUUCCACCAGUGCGUCAAGCUGGGCAAGUUCGAGGCCGACCGCAGCAUUAGCUUUAUUCCCCCGGACGGUGAAUUCGAGUUGAUGAAGUACCGCACUACAGACAACAUUGCGCUGCCGUUCAAGGUCAUCCCGCUUGUCAAGGAGAGCGGCAACCGCAUUGAAAUCAAGGUUGUCGUCAAGGCACAAUUCAAGGCGACCCUGUUUGCCACCAACGUCGAGGUUCGCAUUCCCACUCCCCGCAACACUGCAGCCGUGCAUGUCACAACAGUCACUGGCUCUGCCAAGUACAAGCCGUCCGAGAAUGCCAUUAUUUGGAAGAUGAAGCGAUUCGCUGGCCAGUAUGAGGCUCAGGUCUCUGCAGAGGUCGAGCUGCUCGCCUCCUCCGAAAAGAAGGCAUGGAACCGCCCCCCAAUCUCGAUGGACUUCCAGGUUCCCAUGUUCCCCGCAUCGGGCCUCAAUGUGCGAUUCCUCAAGGUCCUGGAACACAAGCUCAACUACGAGACCGUCAAGUGGGUCCGCUACAUGACCAAGGCGGGUUCAUACGAAACGCGCUGCUAAAAUCCAUUGCCGUUGAAGGGAGAGGGCCAGACUCAGCAUCUGCGCGGUUUAUGGUUUCCCCCCUCCAUCAGAGUGUCCUUGACUUUGGUUGUCUGCUGUUGAGUAUGUGUAGCAUCUUUUUUUUUUCCCCCCCCCCCCUGUAACUUUGUGUGUGUGAAUGAUUUUUGUGUUGUUUUGUUUUUUGUUCUUACGAAAGUUUGCAAACUGUCGGGUUUUCGGUGGUAGCGCCGCAUCCAACUAACGA
Capsaspora owczarzaki ATCC 30864 is the source of this 1552-nucleotide messenger RNA. Its product is annotated as adaptor protein complex AP-2. Gene Ontology annotation, molecular function: clathrin-cargo adaptor activity. Gene Ontology annotation, cellular component: cytoplasmic vesicle; AP-2 adaptor complex. Bases 19 to 1308 code for a protein of 429 amino acids. Lineage: Eukaryota; Filasterea; Ministeriida; Capsasporidae. The transcript is spliced from 6 exons. The record is from RefSeq and is a predicted model, not a curated record. Gene Ontology annotation, biological process: clathrin-dependent endocytosis; intracellular protein transport.